GAAUGUUCUGUGGCACACAUUUCAUUUGCGAACUCAGGUUGGGAAAUUUAAAUCAUAAAUGCUUUCGUGUCAUUGUGCUUGCCGUGUUAUAUUAAUUUCGUGUUAAAUUUAGUUUAAAUAGUGUAAUAUAGUUAAUUAAAAAUGAAUUUACGAACAAUUUUAUUCAUCUUCACUGCGUGCCUUGCAACCUCUUUUGGAAGUGAUGAAGAUGGAGCCAGACUUUUAGUAUCCAAACAAAUAUUGAACAAAUAUCUUGUAGAAGAUAUGGACGUUGUUGUUAAAUACACUUUGUACAAUAUUGGAAGUUCGCCCGCUGUCAAUGUACAACUCACUGACCGUGGAUUCCACCCAGAAGUCUUCAAUGUUGUAGGUGGCCAAUUAUCAGCUACUAUUGAUCGCAUACCACCUCAAAGCAAUGUAACACAUGUUGUUGUUGUAAGGCCUAAAAAGUUUGGAUAUUUCAACUUCACAGCUGCUGAAGUUAAUUAUAAGACCUCUGAAGAAGCUACUACGGUUCAAGUUUCCAUCAGCAGUGAGCCUGGAGAAGGUGGAAUUGUAGCAUUCAAGGAUUACGAUCGUAAAUUCUCAUCUCAUGUACUUGAUUGGACAGCUUUUGCUGUUAUGACUCUUCCCUCAUUAGUUAUCCCGUAUGCUUUAUGGUAUUCAUCUAAGACGAAGUAUGAAAAACUCUCCAAACCCAAGAAACAUUAGUUUGUAAAUCUUGUAUAAAUGUGACUCAUUUAUUUUUCUUUUUUCAUUUACAAACUGGACACAAGUGAGUUUGAAAGUUUGACAUAUAAAUUUUGUAUGUUGAUGAAUCAUUACAUAUAUUUAUUGUAGUUUUUACUUAUACUUGAGUUAAGGUUUGUCCAUAUUUUUAAAUAAAAGUUUGAA
Molecule: messenger RNA, 894 nt
Organism: Ctenocephalides felis (cat flea)
Lineage: Eukaryota; Metazoa; Arthropoda; Insecta; Siphonaptera; Pulicidae
Gene: SsRbeta
Product: translocon-associated protein subunit beta
Exons: 3
Coding region: 142-711 (189 amino acids)
Cellular component (GO): membrane; endoplasmic reticulum
Source: RefSeq, a predicted model, not a curated record